GUACACCAUAGGACGCAUACUGAGACAGAUCAAGUGGAAAAUACUAGUAUUAUAUAUUCUGGAAUUCAAACUUUGAUUUUGCAAAAAGUGGAAAGGUCAACUGAAAGAGCGACAAGACUUCAUAUAACUUUUACAGAUCUGGAACUUAACUGGGAAACUUUCUAGUGGAUCUUGCCAAGUUAGUAUAUAUUGUAAAAAGAUCAGUUAUCACUAUGGCAGCAACAGCAGCAAACCCCGCCAAGCAGAUCCUGGGAGAAAUUAACAAGGGUCCCAAGCUUCAGCAUGUUGAGGUUUCUGAAAAGAAUGUCCUCCCCAGUAAAGAAGCUAUACAGCAAGAAAAGAGUGAGACAGAACACAGAGAGAGUUUGCAGAGAUUUGACAGAAACAGUUUAAAGAAAUCCAGCGUUUCAGAAAAAAAUCCCCUCCCUGAUGCUUCUGCUAUCCAACAAGAGAAAACAGAGGUUGAGCUUCGUCAGAAUGUAGAGAAUUUCAAAAAAGAAGGACUCAAGCAUGUCACGCCCUGUGAGAACAGCCCGGUUACUGAGGCCAGACUGGUGCACAAUGUCAAGCAGUUUGAUCCUUCACAGCUCAAACAUACUGAAACAACAGAGAAAAACCCUCUUCCGGACCAGGAUGCCAUUGAAGUUGAGAAAAAAGAACAGACUUUUAGAAAAUCUGUGACAGAAUUUGACAAGUCUGGUCUAAAACAUACAGAUACUGUUGAGAAACAGGCUGACCUUCCAGGUGUUAAAGAAAUUGCGGAAGAAAAACAGGGCACAGGUCUGAAGGAAGCUAUUAAGACAUUCUCACGAGAAAGUCUUAAACAGUCCAAAACAGAAGAAAAAGUUGUACUUCCUGAUGUUGAAGCCAUCAGUCUUGAGAAACAAGAGGCAGAAUUUAGAAAGUCCUUGACAGAUUUUGACAAAGCCAAGCUUGCAAAAACAGAAGUAAAUGAGAAGAACCCUCUUCCUGACCCUGCAGCAAUUGAAGCAGAGAAAAAAGAAUUGGAACAUCAAAACUGUAUCAAAAGUUUCAAGAAGGAUAGUAUGAAACGCACAGACACCACUGAAAAGAAUAGACUACCUUCUCAAGAUGAUAUCCAAGCAGAGAAGAAUGCAAAGUAAUAUAAGUUGCUAUUACUUCUGAUGAAAACCUUUAGCACUCUGAUACAAUCACAGUUGCUGUGGGAACAAUUUACCAUAGAAGAAACUUUGUGAUUGGUCGAGUGACAAUCUGAUGUCAGUUUCCAGGCAUGCUUUGGUUGAUCUGCUUGAAAACAGGAGAAAGAAACACUACAAAGAAGGACCACAACUUUGUGCCAAGAAACAUAAAAAAAAUGGAUGCAAAAAUAGGUUAAAAGUAGAAGUUGCUAGGAAGGAAAAUUUACAACACUUAAAAGAUUGCCUCUUAGAUAUUGAUAUGAUGUGCUUUUUUUUGUCCACAGCAUUAUAUAUUUGUGAAGAAUAUUGUUACAAAAAUGAGACUGGCUGAGUGUUAGAUUAUCUCCCUUUCCCAUGGUGAGAUAUGGAUUUGCGAGUAUUGAAGAAGAAAAAUCCUGGUGAAUAUAGCAUGGAUUUAACUUUGUUCUUUUGUUUAAAUUUCUGAGUGAAUAUUAGACCUGUCUUAUUUCACAAAGUCUUUCAGUCAAAAUGUAAAUAUGUCAUCCUGUUUUACGGUUUGUUAUUAUCAAUUUUGUACUAUGCAGUACAUGGAUGAAACAAUACAGAAUGAUAUUCUAUGUAUUUUCAAGUAAACAUCAACAUAAGAAUGUAAUCCAUGGUAACAGUCCUGUGUCCAUGGUAACAGUCCUGUGUCCAGUUUAGACAACCAGGAAUGCCUGGAGGCUGAUGUCGUGUAAAUAGGUGCAUACCAUGUAGUCCAAUAAAGCAAUAAUCAUAUGCAAUACUGUUUAACAAUUCUAUAGAUAAUCAUAUUUUAACACUGUUAGGACCUGUUCACAGUUGCUCAAGCGUUUCAAUGUUUUGUUCACAAACUUUUCCAGUUUGAUCUUUAUCAACAUAACAGUUUAGAAAACAACUUUGAGGGAUUGAUAGCAUUCCUGAUUGCCUUCUGUUGGUGAUCGUAAUUGUGCUUGUGUUUGGAGAGCUCCAAACUUUUUUCUUUGAUAUGGACUGGAUUGGCUGUCAUGAUGGUUGUGCAGCUCUUCGCUAUUUGUCUGUGCACUAGAAUAUAUGAUACAUUCAUUUCAAAGUGCAGCCUAGUGGAGAAAAACAUUACCAAGGUCAACAACCCAGUCCGUCUUGGAGAGUUCUUGUACUAGAAUUUUCAUUGAUAAUUAAAUGUAAUCAUUUCUUUGGUUAGAGAGUAUGCUAUGUUUGAGAUUACUAUUACCUGGGUUGGAGUGUAGAACUUUGGUUUAAGAGUAUCGGUCCUUUAGUUCAGGAGUAUUGAUUUAAAGCAGUGAAAACAAACAACUUUUAGGGAAUUAUCAUAAUUUUUGUUCGAUGGAGAAUAAAAUAACAUUUCUUCACAAAUUAUAUAUCAAACUAUCUGAUUGUGUUAAAAAGAGCAAAGAAUAUUGGUACUCUGGUUUAGGUUUAUUUUUGAAACUAAUGUACUACACUAAUACUUGAAAGGCAGAAAGAAAAGUGAUAUUGACAUUAUAAUAACUGGGCAUUUUAGUAGAAUAGAUAAAAAACAUCGCAGACGAUCGUUUACAUCGACAAAUGUUAUUAGUGCUAGUCAUCUGUUCCACGUUUUGUGAGAAGGCAUUUCAUUGAUAAAGAUUUCAGUUUAGAAAUUGUCCUUUUUCUCUUACAUUUGUUUUUUGUAAAUCGUGUAUAUAAUGAUUUUUUUUCACCAAAAGCUUUCCCAUUUUACGAAAGGUAUUGUAACUUGUCGAUUCGAAGUUUAUUGUGAUAUUUUCCUAUGUUAAAUGUUUCUUAAUGAAUAGUGAAUGAAAAACUGUGAAACACCAUUUACAGGAAGUUUCUACUUUAUAGAAAAAAGCGGUUUGUCCUCAGAAAAUCUUACUUAGUAUUGAUCCUAUCAAGGUUUCAGGUUUAUUUCAUCAAGCUUCUAUGUGAUGAUGGUUUAAGUUGUUGUGUCCAGAAACAUGAGUAAUAUAGUGUAUAUGGUCAUAACUUUCAUAUUUAAUCCUUCGCUGUUUCAGAGUUAAUACAUUUGGUCUUGUUUCGUGGGUGUUUUCUUGCUAAGUUCAUCAGCACAUGAUUACAUUUGCUUUUGUCUCAACUUUAAUUGGGCUAUAAUUGUAUUAUAAAUAUAUUUUGCUGAGUCAGGCCAGUGUUGUGUUGAGCUGUGCGCAAUUUUUGCCAAAAACAAAUUAAUUUUCAUUGUGUUUAUUUUGAAUAAAUUCCAUUUAAAUGGUUAAUUAAUUUCACCAUAUUGCAGAUCACAGAUUUGUUCUACAUAUCAAAAGUUUAAAUAUUUUAGAAUGAAUUGAAAAUUGACUUAUCUGUAAUUUAGUUUUUCCCAUCUGUCAAUAGGAAGUUGUAAAAGAUUUAAUGAAUCAUUCCAGUCAAGAAAGUCUUCACCGACACCUUGCUUGAUUCUUAAUUAUUAUUCAGUCAUUUCAUAUAGAGUUAUAUUUUGAGAAAACAGUCAUCAAACCUCAUUUUAAUGGACAGUCUUGUUGAAUUUUCUUUUUAAGUGCCUUGAAUAAAUGCUUUCUUCUAAGAGAUCAAAAUAUGAAAACUUUGAAAUCUCAUUCUGGUGAAGUCCUCCGAUUUCUGUUAAUAUUUUUAUGAAACAGUCCUUGUUAAGGGGUACUUUUUUGAAAAGUAAAUUGCUAUAUUUUUGAGUAUCAAUGUACUCUCUAAACCAAAAAAGGAUAUAUUUUUUUGAGAAAAUUUGCUCUAUUUUUGAGUAUCAAUGUACUCUCUAAACCAAAAAAGGAUAUAUUUUUUUGAGAAAAUUUGCUAUAUUUUUGAGUAUCAAUGUACUCUCUAAACCAAAAAAGGAUGUAUUUUUUUGAGUGUCCACAUAUUGUUACAUGGUACACAUGUGUUAUGACAUGGACCUGCUCUCUAGCCAGCCCAUAUGUACAGUAUAUAUUACAUCUGCAUGUAGUCUUUCUACUCUCAUAAGGCAUCAUUGCCAACAUUUUCAAUAAAAAAGUUCUGAAAGAA
Ylistrum balloti is the source of this 4109-nucleotide messenger RNA. Its product is annotated as thymosin beta-like. The transcript is spliced from 9 exons. The record is from RefSeq and is a predicted model, not a curated record. Lineage: Eukaryota; Metazoa; Mollusca; Bivalvia; Pectinida; Pectinidae. The coding region runs from base 213 to 1124 and encodes 303 amino acids. Gene Ontology annotation, molecular function: actin monomer binding. Gene Ontology annotation, biological process: actin filament organization. Gene Ontology annotation, cellular component: cytosol.